AACUUAUUCAACAGCGAAAAGUGUACAGAAAGGGAAAUAUACAAAAACCAUCUUAUUGCCACAAACGAAAUUCCCACUACGAUUAGAUAAAAAUAAGGUUGUCGAAAGGGAUAAACGGAUAAACAAUGUAUUUGGGAAUACUAUUAACAUUAGAUAAGUUUGACUGUACUGAAAUUAAGAUUGCACUGUUUUUUGCACAUUUAUCUCGACAUUUAUAUUGUGCAAUGGUAGAAUACUAGUCUUUAGAAGAGGGGAUGUAUGAUACAGCCCUUUUGAAUCCCAUUGCACCUGUUGUUCGCACAUUGUACGUCUGUUUUUAUUGUGGGGUGUGUUGCUCAAUUGUUUAUAAUGUUAGGAGGUGCACCUUUUACACCCCAUACUAACCCCUGCAGUGGAGAUGAAGAAUGCAAUUACUACAGCAAUUUUCCAACUUGGUAUUAUCAGCGUUCAAGGACCUGUACACCUGGCAACGAAAGAACUGCAAGGGCCCAGAAUUUGUGUUGCACGAUGGACCCCCUUAUGCAAAUGGUACACCUCAUAUGGGUCAUUGCAUUAACAAAAUAUUGAAAGACACAGUUUUGCGUUCGAAAAUCAUUCAAGGUACGAAAGUGCACUACAGACCGGGAUGGGACUGCCACGGUUUACCAAUAGAGAUGAAAGCUGUCGCGUCGAACCUACAAAAACUGACCCCUCUCGAAAUUCGUAGCAGCGCUAGAAAUUUCGCGAAAAAUACAAUCGCCAUUCAAAGAGAUGCCUUCCAAUCGUGGGGUGUGGUCGCCGACUGGGCUAAUCCUUAUUUAACAUUCGAGAAAGGGUACGUUAAGAAUCAGAGUGAGAAAUUUGUCGAGUUGUACGAGAAAGGUUUGGUCUUUCGAGAGGUGAAGCCGGUGUAUUGGUCACCGUCGUCCAUGACCGCUUUGGCCGAGGCUGAACUUGAAUACAACUCGCAGCAUAGCAGUACGGAAGUUAUUUUAAGGUUGAAACUCGCCACCUGUCCAUUUUAUAGGGAUAAAGAAGGCAUCUACGCAUUGAUUUGGACUACAACUCCCUGGACAUUACCUUGUAAUCAAGCAAUUUGUUUUAAUCCCGGCUUGUCAUAUAGCAUUGUAAAAGUGGGUGAUAAGCCUGAAGCAUUAAUAGUGGCAAGUAAUUUAAUAAAGGACGUGUCGAAGAUUUUAAACGCCGAACUAAAAGUUCUCUCCAGUUUUCCAGGUGAAGCUCUCCAGGGCGCAACCUAUUACCAUCCUUUUAACAGAGAAGUGUUGCCAUUCCUACCAAGCGAUCAUGCCACUGAUACUAAAGGAACGGGUUUAGUCCAUACUGCGCCCGCGCAUGGUCACGAUGAUUUUCUAGUGGCUCUUGAUCAUAAACUUUUCACUUCAUCUCUAGUUGAUGAAAAUGGAUGUUACACUUCAUCCGUUGGGGCAAAGCUGGCGGGUCUGUUUGUAUUAACGGAAGGCACGAAGGUGGUUCUCGAUAUUUUGAAGGAGGACAUAUUGCAUGCUGGAAAUUACAUUCACUCGUAUCCGUACGAUUGGAGAACAAAACAACCGAUUAUAAUCAGGGCUAGCAAACAGUGGUUCAUCGACACUAAUCAAAUAAAGCACAAAGCCAUUGAGGUGCUAGAGCAAGUGCAAGGAUUACCAAAGUUUAACAAUGAAAUGUGCAAGACAAUGCUAACCACUCAAAUAUUGAAGAGACCCUACUGGUGUAUAUCUCGCCAACGUAGUUGGGGCGUUCCCAUUCCUGUGUUUUAUGAUGCUAGGUCUGAUGAACCAAUUAUCAAUAG
Photinus pyralis (common eastern firefly) is the source of this 1789-nucleotide messenger RNA. It is a transcript of the gene IleRS-m, whose product is annotated as isoleucine--tRNA ligase, mitochondrial. Lineage: Eukaryota; Metazoa; Arthropoda; Insecta; Coleoptera; Lampyridae. Gene Ontology annotation, molecular function: aminoacyl-tRNA deacylase activity; tRNA binding; isoleucine-tRNA ligase activity. Gene Ontology annotation, biological process: isoleucyl-tRNA aminoacylation. Gene Ontology annotation, cellular component: cytosol. The record is from RefSeq and is a predicted model, not a curated record.